AUGUGGCUGUUAAACGUUUUGCUUUUUGCUUGCGUGCUGGCGUUAGCGUACUCCUUUGCGGUGGUCAAUCGAUACUUCUCCUUUAAACUGCACAAGAACACGUUUCCUUUGACUUUGACGAUAUUGACGUGCAAUUUGGUGAUUUUGCUAUUUACCGCUUAUUUGCUUCCAUUGGAUGUCUUUUACGCUACAAGGGCUGCUGCACCCGCAGAUUUAUCGUCUCCGCAGAAUAGCACUGCCAGUGGCCCGACCAGCAGCCUGGGGAUCAACGUGGCAGCAGUUCUGGAAUUGGAUGCGGCAGCUGAACAGCGCAUCUUUCGUGUCGCGUGGCUGCUGGUGUACUGGCUCGAGUUCGUGACUUGCUGGUUCGUCAUACCAGUGCUGAUAUCCUACUGCACUCUGAAAUACGCAUGUGCUAAAGAAGCGUCCGGCACGCAGCAGCGGUCCCCGAUAUGGGAGCGUUUGAUCCGUGCUAUUUUCCAGAACCUGAAGUUUUAUCUGCUCUGCCUGCUGGGACUCGUUUGUGGGGUGGUUUAUUUGCUGACGAGUACGGGUCACAGUUUGAGCGAUUUCAAACCGCUCAUCAUUUCUCUGUCGCAUCUCUACUCGUUGAGCUAUACCUUGAUUUUGCUUUCCAUCGGUCUCAUAAUCUUCCCUAAGAACUUGUACGCAGUCGGUCGGUUGCCUACAAGCGACAGCAUCAAUCGGUACUUUGUCGAGCUGAGCAAGACGAAUGAUGAUUUGAACGACAGUCGGAUGAACAUGCUGGAGAGUGCAGACAGGAUACUGAGCAUCCCGGAGCCCAACAAUGGCGAUGUUGUGUUUGCUCAAAUGCUGAAUGAUUGCAAGUUGGAAGUACGCGGUACUUUGAACGAGACGGAUGUGUCGAUAUCGAACCUUAUCCCGGGCUCAAGCUCUUUGACGGUCACAAGCUUGGACAAACUCAACAAAUAUUACAAUGAAUUUAUCACGCAUUACUAUAAUUUCCUCCAUUACCAAACCCACUCGAAUUCUAUUAUUCACAUUCUGGCGCAGUCUCAGUCCAGCAACAGUUUGUCCUCUGCUUCCUCCGCAUUUAGAUACGUUAAAGGCGUCGCGAUACUCCUUCUGGCAGCCAUAUCUGUCACCCUAUCCCUGCUUAUCGUUUACCUGGAGAUGACGCCCACCAAAUGGGGCCAUGGCUGGAUUUUCGAUGGGAACCGUUGGUACAACUUUGCUCUCGAACUCAUUAUAUUUGCAUACAACACUUUCGUCUCCCUUUACGCAAUGAGCAGAUUUAAAUUCAGCAACUUCCACUUGAUACCGAAUGGUAGGAGUAAUCCGACGAACGCGCUGUAUUACUCCUUGUACUCUAGCAGGUUGUUAUUCCCGCUAUGUUUUAACUUCAUGGUGCUAGUUCCCUCUCAGACUAAGAACAGAGUCAAGAGCAGUUUUGAGACAACCCUCUACGAUAACCUGACCGUUAUACCGCUGGUUGGCUACCUGAACAAGUAUCUGCCGAGUCUGUUCCUCGCAGUUACCAUACUGAGCUACAAGUUCGAUCUCAAGCAGAAAGUACUGCUGAAAGUGCUGGGGGAAGAAUACUACUACCAAUUUUUCGGCAUGAUGAUGUAUGAGCCAGUCGGCGAAAUUGACUCUCUGCAAGGCAACGACCCCAGAAGACCAUCCGUUUUAACAGAAGAUAGCUUCAACUUCGGUGGCCGUUCACAAAUGGAUGAAGACUAUGAAUACUCGCUGCAGGACGGCCGGUACCUUUUCGAGAGGGCUUCAAGCAAUUACGACAUGUCUACGAACAACGGAGCUGCCAACAGUGAUCGCGCCAGUGGUAAUGGUUCGUAUUUAUAG
This is a messenger RNA of Torulaspora globosa, 1845 nucleotides long. RefSeq lists its product as uncharacterized. The record is from RefSeq and is a predicted model, not a curated record. NCBI's taxonomy places the organism in Eukaryota, Fungi, Ascomycota, Saccharomycetes, Saccharomycetales, Saccharomycetaceae. The transcript has a single exon. Bases 1 to 1845 code for a protein of 614 amino acids. Gene Ontology annotation, cellular component: membrane.